AUGGGAUUGGGAGAAGCAAAACCAGUAAACACGCUUCUUGAACAGAAUCAGAAGCUCACCUCAGUAGAAUAUGAUGAAUCUGCCCAAAUAAAGACUGAUGGAGAUGAAGUAAUUAGUAAUGUUACAGUAUAUCAGCGGCUCCUGGGCAGAUUACUAUAUCUAACCAAUACACGACCUGACAUUAUGUUUGCGGUUCAACAUUUAAGCCAGUUCAUGCAUAAACCAAAGAAAUCCCACUUGGAGACUGCUUUUCGGGUGGUUCGUUACAUAAAAAAGAAUCCUGGACAAGGCAUUUUGUUAUCUGCUAAUAGUAAACUACAGUCUGUCACUGGAUUUUGUGUUAAAAUCAGAGAUUCACUUGUUUCAUGGAAAUCAAAGAAACAGACAAUGGUUUUUCGAUCAUCAGCAGAGGCUGAAUAUAGAAGCAUGGCAGCAGCAGUAGCAGAGACUGUAUGGAUGAGUGGUCUACUAAAAGAGAUUUGUCCUACUCAGCUUGACAAGUCUAUUCUUCUUUCAGAUAGUCGGGCAGCAUUGCAAAUUGAGCAAAUCCUGUCUUUCAUGAACGCACCAAGCAUAUAG
Molecule: messenger RNA, 579 nt
Organism: Gossypium arboreum
Lineage: Eukaryota; Viridiplantae; Streptophyta; Magnoliopsida; Malvales; Malvaceae
Exons: 2
Coding region: 1-579 (192 amino acids)
Source: RefSeq, a predicted model, not a curated record